Molecule: messenger RNA, 2970 nt
Organism: Pseudozyma flocculosa PF-1
Lineage: Eukaryota; Fungi; Basidiomycota; Ustilaginomycetes; Ustilaginales; Ustilaginaceae
Exons: 3
Coding region: 1-2970 (989 amino acids)
Biological process (GO): regulation of transcription by RNA polymerase II
Molecular function (GO): protein dimerization activity; DNA-binding transcription factor activity, RNA polymerase II-specific; RNA polymerase II cis-regulatory region sequence-specific DNA binding
Source: RefSeq, a predicted model, not a curated record
AUGUCCUUCAACGGCCGCCCAGCGCUCAGCAACGGCGGCGCUGCGCCGGCCCAGAUCCUCAUGCCCAAGAAACGUCAGCACGGUUUCGACCUCGGGCCCUCGACCGCCGUUCAGGGCGCCUCUGCUUCGAGCCAGCCCAGCUCUUCCGGCUUCCUUGCCAGCGUCGCCGACUCGAAGCCGCUCACUGCUUCAAACAGCUUCAUCGACACCGACAUCCUCCUCAGCGACGACCUCUGGAACCAGAUCUCGGCGGGCACCGGCCACCUCUCGGAUUUCCACCACCCCGAUGGCGUACACGACCACCACAGGAGCGGCCUUCCCCACUCUCACAACGGAGCCAUGACGCCUAACGACGUCUCGAUGACGGAUGAUCAUGCGGCGCAACAACCCGGCCAUCACCACCAUGCGCCGCUGCCGCACCAGUCGCACCACCACCAACAGCCCAUCGGCAUGCCAGAGAGCUUCAUCAACAUCCCGCAAAGCCAGGCGGCAGACUUCUUCGGCAUCCACGCGGGCUCUUACCAGAGUUUCGUCUCGCAGUCGAGCCAUCACGACGACCACAGCCUCUUUGGCCGCGACGGUGCAGGCUCCAUGGAAGAGGAAGACUCUCCCGACGGCUCCAACGGCGACACCGCCUCCACCGUGGCGACCAGCGUCAUCUCGCCCAGCUCUCACGGCACCAUGGCCAGCAGCCUCUCCAAGUCGCUGCAGAGUGGCCGACACCGCCGAUCCGGCAGCAGCGCAUCGUCGCAGGCCAAAGGCCGGACCGGCCGCAGCAUCAGUAGGCCCAACCUGAAGACGAUCGCGCAGGAAGGCAGCAGGAAGGCAGAGCGCUCCCCGUCCCAGGACCGCGGAGGUGUAGGCAAGGCGCCCACGUCUCGCUCGCGACCCAGUCGCAGGGCGUCAAUCGGACCAGCAGCUCAGGCGGCCGUUCAGGCCUCGGUCCAUGGCCACCUUCGCAUCGACGCGCAGGGCGCGGCCGUGUCUGUCGGAGCUGCGACGAAGCAGGAGCCGCGCUCGCCGACCUUCAACCUGUCCUCCAGCUCUCAAAGCACUCAGCAGCGCUGGUCCAUGUUUGGCGGCAGCGGCGAGGUCCAGGACCCGACGGCGCUGCAGAACCUCACCUUGGCGGAACAGCACCCCUACCUCUGGAAGCAAGCCGUGUCGCAAUCGCAGAACGGCAUCUCCAGCCCAGCCUCGGCAUCGCUGCCGACCCCGCUGUCCUUCCAAGCGAGCAUGCAGCAGCUCCACCUGCAGACUCCGCCGGUCCCGACCCCGGGACUGCAGUCGCAGUCGUCGAUGGACGAAAUGCCCAGAGAUGCGUCAGCCGAGCCAUACAACCCCUUCCUCUUCCCGCCGUACGCGCAGAUGCAAGAGGGAGCCUCGCACGGCACCAAGAGCGAGGUCAGCGUUCCGAGCCAGCGUGCCGGGUCAGAGGCGAGCCAGGAUCCGUCGCUGAUGGAGUCCGUGUCGCAACACGGUGCGCCCUCGAGCUCGCCGGCGCAGCAGUCCCCUAGCCAGUCGGCAGAUGCCGAUCCGGCGGAUGCCAGAAAAGCCCCCGCCGCUUCUAGCAAGGCCGUCGCCGCGGCGACUGCGAGGGAGCGGAAGAUGAGCAAGUCGGCAUCGCAGUCCGCUGCUAAGAAGGCGCUGCAAGACGUCCGCGAGGAAGCCCAGGGCAAGGGUCGGCCGGCCGCGGACGCAACGUCCUCCGGCAGAAACGACGACGAAGAUGACGAGGCGGUGGACGACGAAGACGAAGAGCAGCCGCUUGCCAACAUGUCCAAGUCCGAGGCCGAAGCCAAACGUCUAGCCGAGAAGCGGAGGCGCAGGCGAGAGUCGCAUAACGCGGUCGAGAGGCGCCGACGGGACAACAUCAACGAGAAGAUCACGGAGCUGGCCACGCUACUGCCGGAAGCCAUGCUGCUCGAUGCUAUUGCCACGUCGACGCAGGGUGGCAACAGCGGCACCUUUGCACCCGCGCUAACGGCCAAGGCAGCGCUCGCCGCGGCAGCCGCAGCGGCGGCGAAAGGCGACACGCCACCAGAAGGCCUCCUGUCCGGCGGACAAGAGGCGGAUCUCACCAAGUGCUCGACCGCAGCCUACGCCGCCGCUCUUGCGCCAGUCCACGCAAACAGCGCCGCGCUCGCAGCUGCACAGGCCAAGCCAAACAAGGGCAUCAUCCUGCGGAAGAGCGUCGAGUACAUCCGCCACCUGCAGCAGUUCCUCGACAUGCAGAUGAGCCGGAUUGGCUUUCUGGAGGCCGAGCUGCAGCGCCACCGCGAGGCGAUGCAGUGUUCGGGCACGCAGAUGCCGUCGAUGCCGGUGCAGCCCAUCCACGAUCUGUUUGGUUUCUCGUCGGCGUUCGGCGCCGACGGGUCUGGCGGUUUCUUCGCAGGCGGGGCGAUGGGGCACGAUAUCAAUACCCGCAGCCUGAUGGACCUUGGCGCGCCGCCGCCGCCGCCGCCACAUCCGCCACAGCACCCUCAGCAACACUGCCAGGAACCGCAGGUCCUACCAGCGGGCCCGUCAGAGACUCCGCACCGAAAGGGCGGGUCGCAGGAGCGGCCUCGAGAAGACCAUGUAGCGGCGACCUGCCUCGUCGACUGGCUCGAAGGCUACGACCAGCGGACCGGGCUGCCACGGCGCUCUUCGGUCGACCCGAUCGAGGAGGAAGACGAGCACGAGGGCCAGGAGCGGGACAGCGAGCAACAGCAGCAACGUGGCCGCAGUCGUCAGGCACACGGGGGCCGUGGCGACGGCAAAGAAGGCGGGGCGGUCGAGGAGGAAGAGGAGCGCGGUCGAUCACGGCAGCGCGGCAACGCCUCGUCGCACUCGCAGCACGGCUCGUGGCCCGCGCUCGAGAUGACGGGCGCCCGCUCACCGAUGCAGCUGCUCUCGGACGGUGGCAGCAAGGAGGAUCAGCUGGACCGCGAGUUUACCCAUCUGACCGACUUCAAGAUGGAGGCGUGA